AUGUCUAAAGGACCACUCUCCCCACUGGUAACAAACACCAACCCAGAGUUAAAGUCUACGGGCAUGCACGAUGAAGGCCUAUCAUCCUUGCAUGAUUUAGACGGGUGGACUGUGGACCUAAGGUCGAUUAUAGAUACAUCCGGGGGAAGAAGAUCUGAAGGUCUAGAAGGCCUUGCAACGCCUAUAUCGUCUGGCAAAGCAGAGUCCUUUACAGACAACGGCACAGAGCCCAACUCCCCCACAACACCUGAGAUUCAAUCACACCAUCCUUCAGCCUACAGGCCACCAAGGGAUACAUGUACAUGCGUCCAGGCCCAAGCAACAAACAUAGCGGUACUUCACAAGCUGGCAAACCGCGAUAUUUCCGAUCGAUUUGACUUAGCUAUGAAAUCAGUGACGUCGACAUUAGACACCUGUGAGCGUUUCAUUGCCUGCGGCACAUGUGACAAAUCAUUUCCCCUGAUCUUACUCACUUUCUCGGCGAUAGAGCUUAUCUUCAAGCUGUUCGAGUUACUCGCAAUAAACAAUAGUAGCAUGCUGCCUCCUGGAGAGUCUCACAUCCUUGCAUGCUGUCUCGGCGAUUACAAAGUUAGCAAGGAAGAGGGAAAGGCAAUCCAGAAUGUCCUCCUUAAAAUGAUUCUUUCAAAGGGCAAACAAACACUAGAUGCACUGCACAACCUCGUUAAUGACUCCUCAGAGCCCAGUGAGCCCAAUCAUGCAAGUUUUGUGCAACGUGAUGGUUCAAAGCUGGAGAUACCUGAUACGAUAACCCGGAAUACCCAGCGAAAAUUGUCUAUCGUGGACCAGGAUUAUAUGAACCAAUGUAUCAAACGCAAAAAGGAAGAGGUAGAAGCUCUUAUGAUUACCGUGGCUGUAUGA
Molecule: messenger RNA, 879 nt
Organism: Trichophyton verrucosum HKI 0517
Lineage: Eukaryota; Fungi; Ascomycota; Eurotiomycetes; Onygenales; Arthrodermataceae
Product: C6 transcription factor GliZ-like, putative
Exons: 1
Coding region: 1-879 (292 amino acids)
Source: RefSeq, a predicted model, not a curated record